Trematomus bernacchii (emerald rockcod) is the source of this 3865-nucleotide messenger RNA. RefSeq names its product KIAA0930 ortholog. The record is from RefSeq and is a predicted model, not a curated record. The transcript is spliced from 11 exons. Bases 360 to 1598 code for a protein of 412 amino acids. Lineage: Eukaryota; Metazoa; Chordata; Actinopteri; Perciformes; Nototheniidae.
AAUCAUGUGACCUGAUGGAGAAAUACAGACGUUUUUUGUCACCGUUUAAUUUGUAAUUAUAAGUAUUUAGAGACGGUUAAAACACAAUGAAUAUAGCCGUUGACGUUAACCUGACGUCAUUACGCCAGUCACAUAAUCAGCACAGUUGUUCCAACGGACGUAAAAUGACCGAGAUUAAAGCAGCAGACAGCCUCGUGUUGUUACCGGAAGUGUGAGGGGUGUUUCCAUCAGAAGCUCCACAGUCUCUCUCCUCUCCUUCAAAAAAGCCCGACUUUCAGCUCCUGUCAGCGGCUACACAGCUCCCCUCUCCCCGGGAAACACCUGCGGAGGAACCGGGGGAUGGUCCCAGCCGCCCGGAGAUGGCGUCCUUCCCCGGGUUGAAUUCCGAGGAUCAGGCGGAGGGAGACGGGUCUCUGCUGGAGAUGCUGAAGGCCAUCGCGGAGGAAAGGGUCCGGAUCAGCGGCCGGCAGGAGAUCAGCGGCCUGGGCUGUUUUAAGGACGACCGCAUCGUGUUCUGGACCUGGAUGUUCUCCACGUAUUUCAUGGAGAAGUUCGCUCCUCUGAAGGACGACAUGCUGUUCUACGUCCGCAGGAAGCUGGGCGCCGACCUGAGCGACGGAAAGAAGGUGGAGGUGGAGGUGUACAGGAGAGACUCGAAGAAGCUUCCGGGCCUCGGAGACCCCGACAUCGACUGGGAGGAGAGCGUGUACCUGAACCUCAUCCUGCAGAAGUUGGAUUACGUGGUGACGUGUGCGGUCUGCACGCGCUCAGACGCCGGAGACAUCCACAUCCACAAGAAGAAAUGUCAGGAGGUGUUUGCGUCUCCCAGUAAACACGCCAUGGACAGCAAAGGAGAGGAGUCCAAGAUGAGCUACCCCAACAUCUUCUUCAUGAUCGACAACUUUGAGGAGGUGUUCAGCGACAUGACGGUGGGCGAGGGGGAGAUGGUGUGUGUGGAGCUGGUUGCGAGCGAUAAGAGCAACACCUUCCAGGGAGUCAUCUUCCAGGGGUCCAUCCGAUACGAGGCGCUGAAGAAGGUCUACGACAACCGGGUGAGCGUGGCAGCGAAGAUGGCUCAGCGCAUGUCGUUCGGUUUCUAUAAAUACAACAACAUGGAGUUUGUGAGGAUGAAGGGUCCGCAGGGCAAAGGUCACGCAGAGAUGGCCGUCAGCCGAGUCCCAACCGGGGACACGUCGCCCUGCGGCACCGAAGAGGACCAGGUGUCCCCGCUGCACGAGAGGGUGACGUCGUUCAGCACCCCCCCCACCCCCGAGAGGACACGCCCCUCUUUCUUCUCCCCAUCUCUGAGGAGGAAGAUCCCGAGGAGUCGCUGUGCGGAGAUGAAGAAGAGUCACUCGGCCAAUGACAGCGAAGAGUUUUUCAGGGAGGAGGAGGACGAGGAGCUGCACGCCACCUCUAACCUGCGCUCCCGCUCUCUCUCCGGUACCGGCCGCUCAUUGGUCGGAUCCUGGCUCAAACUGAACCGAACCGAUGACUACUUCCUGUUGUUCUCCCACCUGACCUACGUUACCCUGCCACUGCACCGCAUCACAGCAGAUAUCCUGGAGGUUCGUCAGAAGCCGAUCCUGAUGACAUAGCAGCUCCUCAGAGCCUCGUCUCCACCAAGUGCCUCCUGCAGCAGAGAACUACAACUCCCAGAGAACUACAGCUCCCAGAGAACUACAGCUCCCAGAGAAACAAUAACUUCCAAAGGACUACGGUUCGCAGAAUAUUACAACCAACACCAAUAGAACUACAACUCCCAGAGGACUGCAACCCCACAUACAUUAAGAAUCCCAGAGAACUACAACUUCCAAAACCUGCUUUCCCGAGAGAACUACAACCAAUUCCCAGAGGACUACAACUCCCAGAGGACUACAACCAAUUCCCAGAGGACUACAACUCCCAGAGGACUACAACCAAUUCCCAGAGGACUACAACUCCCAGAGGACUACAACCAAUUCCCAGAGGACUACAACUCCCAGAGGACUACAACCAAUUCCCAGAGAACUACAACCAAUUCCCAGAGGACUACAACACCCAGAGGACUGCAACCAACUUCCAGAGGACUACAACCAAUUCCCAGAGAACUACAACCAAUUCCCAGAGGACUACAACUCCCAGAGGACUGCAACCAACUUCCAGAGGACUACAACCAAUUCCCAGAGGACUACAACACCCAGAGGACUGCAACCAACUUCCAGAGGACUACAACUCCCAGAGGACUGCAACCAACUUCCAGAGGACUACAACCAAUUCCCAGAGGACUACAACACCCAGAGGACUACAACCAAUUCCCAGAGGACUACAACUCCCAGAGGACUGCAACCAACUUCCAGAGGACUACAACCAAUUCCCAGAGGACUACAACACCCAGAGGACUACAACCAAUUCCCAGAGGACUACAACUCCCAGAGGACUGCAACCAACUUCCAGAGGACUACAACCAAUUCCCAGAGGACUACAACUCCCAGAGGACUACAACUCCCAGAGGACUACAACUCCCAGAGGACUGCAACCAACUUCCAGAGGACUACAACCAAUUCCCAGAGGACUACAACUCCCAGAGGACUACAACACCCAGAGGACUGCAACCAACUUCCAGGAAACUACAAAUCCUUAAAAAAAACAGAACAACAACCAGAGCCCUGCUUCACCCGGAGGACUACAACUCACAAAAGAACUACAAUAACCAAACACCCCUGCUUCACCAGGAGAACUACCAGCCAUUCAGGAAGUGCCUCUUCUUCUUCUUCUUCUACUUCUUUAUCUCCUGCUGCGUCACAUGACCUCAGGAAGCGGAGGGAUUGGCUGAACUCUGGACAGGAAGUGGAGAUCGUGUGUUUCUGUAAAUAAUAACCGCUGCUUUUCUCACGCAGACGCCUCCACUCCAGAUCCUUCUUUGUUUUUAUAUAAAUCUGCAACGACGGGACGUAGAGGGAGUUUCUGUUGAAGGAUUCAUAUUUAUUAUUAUUAUUAUUAUUUACACACUUACCGCUCAACUAACACGUAUAUUCUCAGAGACUAACGAAGGAAAUCUGUCUAUAAAACAGAAUAUUUAGAUUUAAAUGUCAUUAUUUAGGUAGAAAAAAGUGCUGAAAUACCAACGAAGAAGCACAACCAGCAAAUAUUAUGUCAAAUGUAUUAUAAGGAUGAAAUCAUUAAAUACAAAAAAAGGGGAAUUUUACCUUGAAAAUGAUUUUAUUCUGAAAAGACACAGAAAAAAUGACUUUACUCUAAAAAAUAUUAAGAAUUUUUUAAUAUUAAAUAUUUUCUUUGCGACUCAACGAACGGAUCAAUUCUAUAAAAAUAUAUAUAACAAAUAAAUUAAAGGCGAAGUUUAAUUCUUUGUCAAAACGUAGUCUCUGUUUCGCUCCGCUGACUAAUCAACUCAACAUUUCGGAGUUAAAUUUCCAAUUUUAUUGAAGAAAUUCUUCGUUCUUUCCCCAAAAAUCUUACCUCUGACGGCGCGUCCACACGGAGACGCUUCCCCUUCACUUUGAAUGGGGUGACGUCACGCUUUGCCGAACUGCAUUGUGGUCCCGUCGCGGCGCUUUGCCUCCGUUCAGCUUUUCAAGUGUCGACGGAAGCGCCAGCCAAUCAGAUCAGUGCUUGUGUGUCCGGGGGCAGGAGAUUCAUGUGAUUGGUUGUUGGUCACACGCCAGACACGCCCACCGGCAAGCUUCAACGCCCGCUGCCGUGUGGACGUGGUACCGUUACCCUGACACUGUAUUCUUUUGUAUUAACCCUUUAAUCUGUCAUUAAAAAAUGAUUACUAUUUUUUUCCACUACGACAUGAAAGUAGAGAAACUCAGCGUUACAUUUUUACUUUGUUUGAAACUCAGAUUAAAGGAACUGGAGGAGA